ACGUCACCGAAGCAGCGAAGCCGAGGUUGGCGAGCUGUUUUGGGAGAAGAAAAGCGCUGUGAGCCGCUGUGGUGGCGGAAGGGAAGGACCGGACGGAUAAAACACCAAAUAUACCUUUUUGUGGGGGGGCAGAGACACGUUUAAGUCCCUUUUAGUUUCUUUAAAUACAGUUUGAAGCAUGUCGACACCGGCCAGACGACGACUUAUGCGGGAUUUUAAAAGACUUCAAGAAGACCCUCCGACUGGAGUGAGUGGGGCGCCAUCGGAGAACAACAUAAUGCUGUGGAACGCAGUUAUUUUUGGACCUGUGGGGACACCAUUUGAAGAUGGAACGUUUAAGUUGCUGAUAGAGUUUUCCGAGGAGUAUCCAAACAAACCCCCCACGGUGCGGUUUGUGUCCCGAAUGUUUCACCCAAACGUUUAUGCAGAUGGCAGUAUAUGUUUAGACAUCCUUCAGAAUCGCUGGAGCCCCACGUACGACGUCUCCUCCAUCCUCACUUCCAUCCAGUCUCUCCUGGACGAGCCGAACCCCAACAGCCCUGCGAACAGCCAGGCGGCGCAGCUGUACCAGGAGAACAAGCGGGAGUAUGAGAAGAGGGUGACCGCCAUCGUGGAGCAGAGCUGGGUGGACGUCUAGACACAAGACAUCCUCCAAACAUCCUCCUCCCCCAUCGCUCAUGUUUACCUCGACAAACACAUAAACGAUUACCACCACACGUAUGAGACAACACUGCAGAAGGAUGAGCGCCGAGAGGCAGAGCACUUCAAUUCAAAAUGUCUGUCUUGAUUUGAAAAGUUUUUAACAUUUUAGGUUGGUUUAGAUAGUUGGACAUAUUUCAGCCUGUUGGUUUCAAUUGAUUCUUAAAGUUAAAAUUGCACUGCGUAAUUUUUCUGGUGGACAGUUGUCUCCAUAGAGAUGUUGUUGGUGGUUUUCAGGUUCUGUAAUGUGACGAUGUUAUACUUCCGGGUGGAGGCAGGUUUCCCUGAUUGCUGGGUUUCAGGUGACAGAAGAUGUGGGCAGUUAAAAUUAUAUUGUUAAAAACACAGAUUUCUAUUAUAAUACAGUGAAUUCUUAUGUCUAGACACAAUAGAAAUGCGGUUAAACAUUUGUGAAUUUACCUUUUGGAUAUUGGGAAAUCUUUAUAUUGGCUUAAAGAGGUAAUUGAAGUAAUCUGCGUCUUCAGAAAGUUCACUCUUCACUGUGGUUAAAUCCAGUUGUGACUCACUCAGAGCCUGGAAUGUUCCAUUGUAUAGCAUUACUUAUCUAUCCAACUCGCCUGCGUUUGUGAAGAGAAGUAGGUGAAGCCGUCAGACCGAGUUACAGAUCAGAUCUGUAGAGAGGUGACCGCCCACACGCUGUAAGAAUGCAUGUUUUUCAGGUCUUUUCGAGCAUGAAAAUGCCAGUAAGGAAAAAGUGCUAGAUGGAUAUGUUUAAUGCCAUACUCUGGAACGUUUCAGGUAAAGCAAUAACAGCUCUAUGGAAAUGAGAAGGUGGUGGAUCAGAAAUGUCACGCAGUGCACCUUUUUUUUUAAGCAAAAUUAUCUGUCUUGUAGGAUUUUAUUGAGUUGUUCAAUUGACUCAUUUAUGUUGAGAUUAGAAAAAAAGAUGUAUUUAAAUAAUGCCACAAAUCUAAACCAAACUAGAUGAUUCUAAAUGAGAUUAUCAAAAGUAUCGAGAAUCUGAUACUAAUCGAUAAUAAAACUAGUAUCAAAACCUGCUCAAAAGAGUAUCUAGUUUCAAUACUAAAGUCACAUUCACAGGAUGGAAUUGCACCUUUCCUGAACAGCUUUAGAAUGAUCUCGAGCUGAAUCAGAACAAGUAUAAGACACAGACUAGUCUACGCCCAUGGAGCACUGGAUCACCACAACCUACCUGGACCACUGAGGGAUUAGUUACAAGACCACAUGGUAAUAUAAAAUACUUAAUGUUGAAAAUCACAUUCUAUUGCCGAUUCAGAUGCCACUAUUAUCACCAUGGUAUAGGAAUCUGUAUUGAGCAUCGAGUCUAUUCCUUAGUAUUGAAAUCGAGUGUGAAAUUCGUCAGAACUACUCAAAUCAAGAUCAACAUUUUGAAUUGAAGUCGUCAUCUAGGAAAUUUUUUUUACAGUGAAAGUGCCACUGAAUGCACCAUAAAUCCGAAACCUGCAUCGAGGGAAGGAGGAGCCCAAACCAUUAUGUGGGAAGAUCUUUGUCAGUUAGAUCACUUUUUUUAUUGCAUGAUGUGAAUAAGUUAUUGCUAACAGAAUUUGUAAUAUAUCUUUUAAGUUGUUUGGUUGGACUGACGCUGUUGAGUUUUACAAAUUAGUUCCAUGUUUUCUUUUGCCGUAUUUUUUUUUUUUUUUUUUUUAUGGUGCCAAAGUAACUGGGGCUGUUUGAGAUGCAAAAUGGGCCCAUAUAAGAAUAGGGGUUUGUUUAAUACAUUGAGUGUUUGAAAGAGACUAAAAGAGCUAAGAGCUAAAUACAAAAGUUUGCUUAGUAUUAUAGAAGACUAAACUACGCACUGAACCAGAGAUUAAACCAGAGAUUAAACCAGAACCACAACAGGUAAAAACUACUAGGACUCGGACUACCACUACUAAAUGGAUUAACCCGGGAUUUAGAUGGAGGACUUGGACCAGGGACUAAGACUGGGGACUAAAACAGAACUAGAAACAGAACCAAAACAGGUAAAAACUACUGGGAUUAAAUCUAGAUUAAGCCAGAACUGGGACAGAACCAUCUAGUCAAGAAACCUAAACCUUAAAGAGACUUGCUCAUCGCUAUAAACUUUGAUGUUACCUAUGAAAAGUCAGGAAAUGUGGUUUACGUUGGAUCGAAACCAAACCAAAAAAGGUCUGAACCAGGACUAAAAUGACUAAAGCAAGACUAUUUUCAUUGAUUAAUUGUCUAAAAUGGGUCUAAACCCGAACUAAACCAGGAAAUCAAGACUAAAACCAGGAUUAAACCAGAAUCAAAGUGGUCUAAACUGACUAAUCCUGUUUUUUCUGGGACUAAACUAGGUAUAAAGUAGGACUGUGUCAGGUAAAAGUGGACUAAAAGAGGUCUAAACUUGGGCUCAACGAUGUCAUAGCAGGAAAAGGAUUGAAUCAAGAAUAUAAAUUUCGACUACAUGGGGUGUGAGCCUACUUAAAAUCAAUACUAAACCAGGACUGAAAUUGGUUUGAAAAAGCGAACCAAACAUAAACCACGCCUUAAAUAGGAAUUGGGCAGGUUUAAACCAGGACUGAAACUGAAAUAAGUAAAGAACCAAUAGGACUAAACCGAGUCUGAACUGUGGCUUAAACACAAAAUAUAAACAGGGCAGUUCUGUUGUAUGAGUAAACCAGGAGUAAACCAAGACCAUUGGUCAUUGUUGCUUAUAAGUAUUUAUACACUGCAUAGAGGAUACAGGAAAGCCAGGAAAACGAUUUAGGGUCUAAAACUGGACUAAAUCAGAACCAGGUCCAAGCCAGGUCUAUACCAUUUCUGAAUAGAAAUAGGGCAGGUAUGAACUAGGACUAAAGCAGAUCUAAACUGAGAUUAUUGCUUAUAAACUGGACUAAAGUGGGUCUAAUUUGAAGUAAACCAGAACCAACUGUGUGUACACUAGGACUAAACCACAAAAUAGGAAUAGGGCAGCUCCAAAGUAAGACUAUACCAGGUCUGACCCAGGACUUUACCAAGACUAUUGAUCAACAACUAUGAACCGGACUAAAGUGAGUCUAAUUUGAACUAAACCAGAAUCAAAACUGUCCUUGUUUAGACCUGGUUUAGUCCUAGUUUAGACAAAGUCUCCAAGCUGUGCCCAGAAUCCAUUACUCGCCCAUUGUUUUCUAUAUCCUCUGCCAAUGCCGAUUUCUCCUGCAGUCAUUAGCUUGGUUUAUUUUUGGACCAUGUAGGUUUAGGUUCUGGCGUCACAAACCGAAGAAGUGCCAAGUUCCUACUGUACGGAUGAAUCAUGAAUGCACCACGCCAGGCGCUAAUGAUAUCGAAUGGAAAAUGCAAGAAUGUUGUUGACAAUAUACCCAACACUGCCUUUGCCUGCCUAUGUCACCAUAUCUAUAGUCUGAAUGUACUCAAAUCCACAUAUCACUUAACAUAGGAAUCAUUCACGAAGUCUGGAGUUUAUCAGGUCUAAUUUAGGGCUAAACCAGCUCUACAAUUACUAAAUAUAUGAAUAAGGUAGUUCUAAAUCAUGAUUAACCCAAAUAAGUACCAAAACAUGAAAAUGGGUCUCUCUAAAUAAAAUUAUUCAAAAUGCAGAGGGCACCACAGUUUGAGAAACACUGAUUUAGUUUAUAUGAUGGCUGUCCUAUUUUGUUUUAUUUUUGUUUUAGAUCUAAUGUGAUUGGUUUAACAGGUAUCCACACUUCAAACUCUGCCCCCUGCAGCCAGGUGUUUCUAGUUUGCACAAAGGUUGCCAAAUAAUGACAAGGAACAGUAGAAGAUGUUAUUCAAAACCAUGUACACAGUUCAGUAAAACAAGUUUCAGCAUAGGAAUGAUCACGUCUUGAUAACAGUGAUUGCUACCAUGGGUCUGUUCUGAAACAAAUACAGGAUUUCUUAUAUUAAAGCCGUUCAUGACCUCACAAUUUGAUGGAAUAUUUGUUUUCAAAGAAUAAAUUAGGCUAAAUAAAGUGUUUCAUCAAAUGUUGAAAUUAUCAGUCAACUUUGAUUUGCUUCUCUAACAGCCUCAGUUGCAUUCCCACCUGUUUGUCUUUUAUUUUGAAAAGCUACACAGAUUAAGCUACUAAAACUCGGACAUAUUAAUCAUGUCUUUAUCGUGCCCUUUUUACAAAUGAAUUCUCUUCAUAAAAUCAUGAAAUAUAUCCUGAAUAAAUCAUAAUUUCCAGAGACAUGUUGUGGUUCGUGACACUUCACCAGAUCCAAUAAGCAGAAGGGAUAUGUUAUAAACUUUUGUGAAUUAAAUGAUGUAUACUUAUAACAAUAUGCUGUAUAAAACAUAAUAAACACAUUUUUCAGACUUUGAA
Molecule: messenger RNA, 4970 nt
Organism: Periophthalmus magnuspinnatus
Lineage: Eukaryota; Metazoa; Chordata; Actinopteri; Gobiiformes; Gobiidae
Gene: ube2b
Product: ubiquitin-conjugating enzyme E2B (RAD6 homolog)
Exons: 6
Coding region: 179-637 (152 amino acids)
Biological process (GO): proteasome-mediated ubiquitin-dependent protein catabolic process; DNA repair; protein polyubiquitination
Cellular component (GO): HULC complex
Molecular function (GO): ubiquitin conjugating enzyme activity
Source: RefSeq, a predicted model, not a curated record